Polistes canadensis is the source of this 2997-nucleotide messenger RNA. Its product is annotated as protein regulator of cytokinesis 1-like. Bases 396 to 2273 code for a protein of 625 amino acids. The record is from RefSeq and is a predicted model, not a curated record. Gene Ontology annotation, molecular function: microtubule binding. Gene Ontology annotation, biological process: microtubule cytoskeleton organization; mitotic spindle midzone assembly. Lineage: Eukaryota; Metazoa; Arthropoda; Insecta; Hymenoptera; Vespidae. The transcript is spliced from 7 exons. Gene Ontology annotation, cellular component: spindle; mitotic spindle midzone; cytoplasm.
GAACACCAAUUACGUAGCGGAUAAUUAUGGACUUGAAUUAGGAUUUGUCCAAAUUAUUAUUCUACACUAGUAUUUUUAUGUUACAUUUAUUUUUAACAAUUAUAAACUAUUACAGAUCCGAUUGGAUAACAAUAUGUCAUUAAUCACGUGUGUUAAUCGUUCAACUCGUUAAACAGAAGUAAUACUGUGUCUUUUGUCUCUCGAACAAUGAAGUUAUUAGCCAUGCGAUUCAAUAAUUGGUGGGUUGAGAGUAAUGGAAAGAAUCAUUGGCUAAAAGUGCAGUUGAUGGAUUUCCAAUAAAAACAUAAAAAGAACUAUAUGAAAUUGAGAGUUCAUAGAAAUUCAAUUUGAUGUUACUGUUCUGAAGGAAACCAAUAAUACAAAAGACUUGUACAAUGGUAUGUAGUGCCAUAACCCAAUUACAUUUAAUAUGGACAGAAGUUGGAUACGAUAAAGAAAAUCAGUUAGCUUAUACUAAUGCGGCACUUGAUCACAUACAGGAAUUAUUAACCGAUAUGGUGUCAGAGUCUGAGGAUAAGAAAAGAUUAUUAUUGGAAGAAUCUAAACAAUUAAUGCAAAAUACAUCUAUUCUAUGUAAAGAAUUAAAAGAAACUAUUGAUACGAGUGGAUAUGAGAAGCUACCACUAUUCAAAUUACAACAAGUACUUCAACAUGAUAUGGAAAGGCUGUUGCGUAUAAAAGAACAACGUAAAACAUAUUUAAAUGAAUUAUUAACUAAGGAAAAUGAAAUAUGCAAACGGCUAGGUGUACAGCCAAUAGGAAUUGAAUCUAAACUUCCGACCGAAGAAGAAUUAGAUAACUUUAAGUUAUAUAUACAUAAACAGGAAGAAGAAAAGGAUCGUAUAGAAAAUGAGUUUAAAAAUAAAUAUAAUACCAUCACCAAAAUAGUGCAAGAUCUAGGAAUUAGUCCAUCUUCUAAUUUUGAAGAAACAGUAUGUAAUAAUUCAGAAAAUUUUAUACUUAAUGCUGCCAACAUGGCGAUGUUAAAGGAUUUUCAUGAAAAAUUAGAAAAACAAUUAAAAAGUGCAAAAGAGGAAGUUGAGAAUAAAAAGGAAGAAUUAUUAGCUCUAUGGGGAACCCUGGAUGAACCUAAUGAUUUUUGUCAUGCAUUUUUAGACAAUUAUCCGGGGUACAGUCAAGCUACUAUAAAAGCGAUAAAUGCAGAAAUCAGCCGAUGUAAAGAAAGAGCACAUAUUGCGAAAUAUGUGAAUAGAGUACGARCCGAAUUAGUUAACAUGUGGGAUUUAUGUAAAUACGGUGAAUCUCAACGAAAUAAAUUUACUGCAUUUUAUUCUCGUACGUACACAAAAGAUUUAUUAACUUUACACGAGCUAGAAGUUGAUAAAGUUCGCAAAUAUUAUGAAACAAACAAAGUUAUAUUUAAUUUAUUGGAAGAGAGAGAGAAGCUCUGGACGAAAAUGAAAGAAUUAGAACAUCGCGCCAAUAAUCCAGAUCGAUUAAAUAAUCGAGGAGGUCAACUGCUGGCAGAAGAAAAAGAACGCAAAGUUAUACAAAAGAAAUUACCUAAAAUUGAAAGUCAGUUGCAUAAUUUGGUAGAAGAAUACGAAACGAGACACGGGGAAACGUUUUAUGUUAAUGGUGUUUCCUUAGGAGAAUUCUUAGCGCUAUCAUGGGCUUAUCGUGAUAUUGAAAAGGAGAGUAAAAAGAAUGCAAGGAAAGAGGCAAAAGACAAGAGCGCGAAAAAAGCAAAUGUAACCAAACGUACGCCAACAGCCUCGACUAGUCGUAUCCUAACUCCUUUGUGUACUUCAACCAAAAGGAAAUUAAUAUUUGGUUCUACGCCUAAUAGUUCAGCCAAACGGCGUAAUGUUGGAAAUGAUAAAGUACGUAGUGUCACGUAUGCUUCAAAAAUUCGUAGAAGCGGAAAAAUCUCUAGACGAGCUUUAUCCGAGAACAAAAAACGAAGAAGCGAUCAGAGAAAAUCCAGAUCGUCAUCGCAGAACUUAGAUACAGAUGAAACGACUUAUGGACAAUUUCAAGCACAUUUGAAGGAGAGUGUAGAAUUGCGUAGCUCUGUGUUAACCGACCAUUCGCUAAGCGCUAAAUGUAUUUUAAAGACUCCGAAACGUAUACACGUUAAGCCCUUAAAAAGGAAAUUAUACAAUGUAAACACAUCAUCCAAUGCAACAUCCAAAUUAUUACAAUCGACUCGAAAUUCUCCACGCUGUCCUAGGUCAGAUCAUACUUCGAAACUUGCAACUGCGCCGAAUGUGCUUCCUAUUAUUUUUUGAUAGAUUAUUUUCUUCGUUUAGAUGUCUUUUUUAAUUAUUUGGUUAUUCAUUGAUGUUUUUAUAUAUUAUUUUCAAAAAUUUAUAUAGAAUAAUAUGUAUUAUGCUGUAUAUAUAGAAGGUAGAGACGAAAAGAAUUCAAAGUUGAGAUAGAAAUGCUAUUUUUGUUUAUUGAGAAGAGAUGUAUGUAUGCUAAGUAGGUGGUAAGUUUCGUAUUUGAAAUUUUUAUAUAAAUAUUAUAGUCUUUAUUUGUUUCAGAUACUUGAAAUGUAUAUAUUUAUUUUAUGAAACAUUUGUUCGAAAAAUAACAAUGAUCGGCUAUUUUAACUAUUGUGAUAAUAUAUAUGAUGUAAUAUUUUGUUUAUACCAAAAAUAACUCGUAAUAUAUUAUUAUUUGUUAUAACAUUUAAUAUUUGUGUACAAAUUAAUUUAUGAUAUGAGAGUAUAUUUAAUUGUAAUAAAUUACUAGAAGUUAUGACGUAAUUAUUAUUACCUCAUGAAAUUUUUGAUAGUAAUAAUACGAUAAUGAUGGUGAAAUUGUUAGUAUGGUAAAUAACAUUCUCCUGCUACCACUUUUUUUGAAAUUAACACACUAUCGCAGAAUUAGUGCGAACGUUACUCAUUCGCAUGAGUACUAUUAGGGUGAAUCAAAAGUUCGUGCGUUUAUUGUGUUGUUUCAGAUAAUACAAUUUUUUGAAGUCAAUAAAAUUACCUUAUAUGCAAGUGU